AUGUUAGUUCACUUCUGUCAUAUUACGCAUAGUUGGUUUAUAAUGGGCAAAGAAAAAAUUCACAUUAAUAUUGUCGUCAUUGGACACGUCGAUUCGGGUAAAUCGACGACGACUGGGCAUCUUAUUUAUAAAUGUGGUGGUAUUGAUAAACGAACGAUUGAGAAAUUCGAGAAAGAAGCGCAGGAAAUGGGUAAAGGAUCAUUUAAAUAUGCGUGGGUUCUUGAUAAAUUAAAGGCUGAACGUGAACGUGGUAUUACGAUUGAUAUCGCUUUGUGGAAAUUCGAGACCUCCAAAUAUUAUGUUACUAUUAUUGAUGCACCUGGCCAUCGUGAUUUUAUCAAAAACAUGAUUACUGGUACGUCGCAGGCUGACUGUGCUGUAUUGGUAGUAGCAUGUGGUACUGGUGAGUUCGAGGCAGGUAUUUCGAAAAAUGGUCAAACUCGUGAACAUGCGCUUUUAGCGCAAACUCUUGGCGUUAAACAGCUGAUAGUUGCAUGUAACAAAAUGGAUUCAACAGAACCACCAUUUUCCGAAGCGCGAUUUAAUGAGGUGACUACGGAAGUAUCAAAUUAUAUUAAAAAAAUUGGUUAUAACCCUAAGGCAGUAGCCUUCGUUCCAAUCUCUGGUUUCAAUGGUGACAAUAUGAUGGAACCAUCUAACAAUAUGCCUUGGUUCAAAGGAUGGACCGUUGAGCGGAAGGAAGGCAAUGCUACAGGCAAAACUCUUUUGGAAGCCCUUGAUUCGAUCAUGCCACCAGCUCGUCCAACUGAUAAACCACUACGUCUUCCUUUGCAAGAUGUGUAUAAGAUAGGAGGUAUUGGAACAGUUCCUGUUGGUCGAGUCGAAACUGGAAUUCUGAAACCGGGAAUGGUCGUUACUUUUGCCCCGCAAAAUGUUACUACGGAAGUUAAAUCUGUUGAAAUGCACCAUGAAUCACUUGCAGAAGCACUUCCUGGCGAUAACGUUGGUUUCAACGUUAAAAACAUUUCGGUCAAAGAUAUUCGUCGUGGAUCAGUUGCUUCAGACUCUAAAAACGAUCCCGCUAAAGAAGCGAAAGGAUUCACUGCUCAGGUUAUCAUCAUGAACCAUCCUGGGCAAAUCGGUCCUGGAUAUACACCUGUUCUCGAUUGCCACACGGCCCAUAUUGCUUGUAAAUUCGCUGAACUUAAAGAAAAAGUUGAUAGGCGAUCUGGAAAGAAGGUGGAAGACAAUCCUAAGUUUCUUAAAUCUGGAGAUGCUGGCAUUGUUGACUUAAUUCCAACAAAACCGAUGUGUGUUGAAUCAUUUACUGAUUAUCCACCUCUUGGUCGCUUUGCUGUGCGUGAUAUGCGACAGACAGUUGCUGUAGGUGUCAUCAAAUCAGUUGAUAAAACUGAAACGGCCGGUAAGGUAACUAAGGCUGCACAAAAAGCCGGUGUUGGAACUAAGAAAAAAUGA
This is a messenger RNA of Dracunculus medinensis (Guinea worm), 1437 nucleotides long. NCBI's taxonomy places the organism in Eukaryota, Metazoa, Nematoda, Chromadorea, Rhabditida, Dracunculidae. The record is from the annotation of a GenBank genome assembly.